Molecule: messenger RNA, 1026 nt
Organism: Exophiala aquamarina CBS 119918
Lineage: Eukaryota; Fungi; Ascomycota; Eurotiomycetes; Chaetothyriales; Herpotrichiellaceae
Product: dihydroflavonol-4-reductase
Exons: 5
Coding region: 1-1026 (341 amino acids)
Molecular function (GO): oxidoreductase activity, acting on the CH-OH group of donors, NAD or NADP as acceptor
Source: RefSeq, a predicted model, not a curated record
AUGGGGAAGAUACUGUUGACAGGUGGAACCGGAUUCGUGGCAGCCCAUAUCCUGAAUGAGCUGUUGGCCAAUAGACACAAUGUCGUGACAACGGUGAGAUCCAGAGCCAAAGGUGAGACGGUCCUAGGUCUUCAUUCUGGCACAAGUCGGACCGAACUCUCGUACGAGAUUGUGGAGGACAUUGCAGCAACUGGCGCCUUUGACGAUAUCUUCAAGAGACAUCCGAACUUUGAUGCCAUCAUCCAUGCGGCUUCACCAUUCCACGAUAACUUUCACGACCCAAUGGAACUCCUAGAUCCUGCAAUUAAGGGUACUACUGGCAUCCUGAAAGCUGCCAAAAGCUAUGCUCCGAGUAUAAAGCGGGUUGUUUUGACCUCAUCAUUUGCAGCAAUGGUCAAUGAGGCUCAGGCGCCUGAAGUCUACGAUGAGUCAUGUUGGAAUCCCGUCACUUGGGAAACGUCACUUACGAUUCGCAAUCAGGCGUAUCGCGGUAGCAAGGCAAAGAAAGCUGCUUGGGAUUUCGUCCAAGAGCAAAAGCCAGGCUUUGACCUCGUUACAAUAUGUCCGCCCGUAGUGUAUGGACCCAUUGCACACAACGUGGGCAGCGUCAAUGCACUCAACACGUCCAACCAGAGGGUUCUCGACUUCAUCCAGGGCAAGCAUCGAGAAGGCGACUUUCCUCCCACGGGCACUUUAAUGUGGGUUGACGUUCGUGACUUGGCUGCAGCCCAUGUCCGCGCUCUUGAAGUAGGCGGAGCCGGUGGUCAGCGCUUCUUCUCCCCAGCCAGCCACUAUUCCAACAAAAUGCUUGUUGAUGCUAUCAGAGACACGCAUCCGGGGCUGGCAGAUAAGCUGCCCACGGAUACAGUCGACGAACUCAUUGAUAGAAAGCACAUGUUCAACUUCGACAACUCAAAGAUUAAGGAGGUGCUGGGUAUACAGUUUCGGCAAUUCAAAGAGAGCAUCGGCGCAACUGUGUCCUCGCUGCAAGAAUUGCGACCUGCGAGCACGAAGUCUGAGCUGUAG